GUGAGACGACGAUCAUGCUAGGCUCUUGAACCCUAGCAACCGGCCAAUUUCUCCGAUAGUGCUGAGAAAGGGAGACGAGGAGCAACGGCCGCUGGAUUUGGUUUCUGGCAGUGAUGCAGCGAGCUAUACGGAGUACAAUGGUUGAACGACAUUUUUAGCACCAAAUCAAAUACAUUCCAGUAUCUAAUGCGGUAGAAUUUGAGAGCUUACCAGUACUAGUUAGAGUUUUGCUUGGUAUUACUGGUCCAAAUUCUACUCAUCAUAGACAGUAUGUUCGAGCUCAUAAAGAAUUGUGGUUGAUCAAGCUUCAUCUCUUCUCUGUCACUGAUAAGGAACUUAUCCAGAGGACCUUAUGUUCUCACAAGCGGGAUAUUGAUUCAGAAAAUAACCUGGAGCAGUGCAUUGUUUGGUUGUUAUUGUAUUAGUUUGUAAGGAUUUUCAUUUAUAGCUUUAACAUUUUUUGGAUCUUUGCAACAAUUAUAUGUUUGGACGAUGUAGCUCGCUUGAGCUUUGAUUGUAAUACUUUUGGAUCUUUACCAUCUUCACAUCACCACUAAGGCGGUUUGAAUUCUCAUCUCUAUGCUCUUUUUGUUGUCUAAAAACUAUAUCCAAACCAAUUUUAGAGAUCAUUGCAUUUUUAAAAUCGUGCCCAGGUGUGUUUUUAUUUCUUACACAACUGAUUAUUAGUACAUUUAAUUACUGUCCAGCUUAUUAUCAUUUAUUUUUCAUUAUUCUUUGAUUAUGCUUUAACUUUGGUGUCCUUUAAAUAUUUUUAUUUAUUAGUCAUAAAAGAUAGAAGAGUCUGAUUUUCUAACCUUAAUGUUAACUCUAAUUGUAUCUCUUUCAGGUACUUGUAUAUAGGGCUGAUCUCAGAGAGUUGUUUCAGCAAUUUAAUUACUGUCCAACUUAUGUUUGUUUCCCCUCUUAUUCUGUAGUUCGUCUUGUAAGUCUUUGUUUGACAGGGCUUUGAAACUUUUUUAUCUAAUGGAAAGAAGUGCUAAACCAGAGCCGGAAUUCCAUAUUUUCUUCCAACAAUUGAUCAAUGUUUGUAUCUUUUCUUCAAUGGUUGAAAAUGUUGAUUAUCAUCAAUCCUCUCCCUCUUAAGAUUAUCAUACUCUUCAAUGCUAGACAUUUUUAAAUGUGAGAAUGCUCCUUCUCUAGUAGGAUCAACUCUUGUGAGAGAGAGACAUGUAAUAGUCUUGAGAAAAUUUUUCUAUGAACUUCGUGAUGUACGCUUUGUGUUUUCAUCUUUAACCUCAAAGCCCGAUUUAGGAGCUUCUGCUUGUUCCCUAUUGAGCAAGUUUAGUUUUAUCAACAAAGCUUAAAUCUCUGCAUCUUUUAAGGCUAUAGAAUUUCUAAGUAUUUUAUCUAAACACCAUAUUCCAAGUAGACAACUCUCCUUUUCUUCUCUUAUUCCUUGAGAUUCCUCUUUGAUUCCAUUUAGAAACAUUACUUUAUUUUUUUCUUGGUACUGUAGUGCGUUUCAUUUCAUGUGUAUAGUUUAUCAUACUUUUUAUUUGAAUAAGGAAGUUCAUCAAAUGGUGCAGGACCUCUCUUUGAUGGUGUAGGAGUUUAUGCUUUGCUUUAAUUUGGACAUAUUCUUUUGUCAAUUUGGAGGGUGAUUGCUUUGAUAAGCUUCCACAUUUGAAGGACCUUAUGUUCUCACAAGCGGGAUAUUGAUUCAGAAAAUAACCUGGAGCAGUGCAUUGUUUGGUUGUUAUUGUAUUAGCUUGUAAGGAUUUUCAUUUAUAGCUUUAACAUUUUUUGGAUCUUUGCAACAAUUAUAUGUUUGGACGAUGCUACGAGUGAAAGCACUCCUGCCAUCCCACUGAUGAUGAGCAUGGGGACGACCUUUGCCCUGAUCAGCACGGUAGGAUCAAUUGGCAUGAUCCCAAUCAUGUCAACCCCUACUCCUACGCCAACGACAACAAUGUUCCCAGGCCCGGUAACAACGCCUGGGGGAGCAUUCACACCAUAUCCGUCAAGCUUGGCUCAAUUUGCUGCUGACCCGGCAAAUGCUCAAGCUCUGCAAGGCUAUCAACAGGUGAUGGCCAUGAUGCAACAUGCAGGGGGCUUCAUGCCAUUUGCCUAUCCCGGCAUGAUACCACCAAUUAUGAGUCCUAUGGCACCCCCGGUGUCGACUCCGUCGACAUUCGUCCCUAGGAUGGUCCCUAUACGUCUGGUGAAUUUGACGAGGACCAUGAACGAAGCAGCACCCUCAAAUGUCCAUGAGGUCGACGAGGAGGAGCAAGAGGUGGCCCGCAGAAGGAAGGGUAAGGCUAUAGCCAAGCCCAGCAAAACUCGGGAUUCAGCGUUCAAAUGCCUAGGGGACAAGGAAGAUGGACCCCACAAGUCUGCCAAGCUACGUCUUGGUCCUGAGAUGGGCCGGACUAGCGUAAUGGAAAGACUUGGCGGAGGUCGUCCUACCCAAUCACGUCGUUCUAGGGAAUCUGAGACGAUUCACCUAGACGAGGAAGAGGCCGAAAGCCAGCCCAAGGCGUCGGCAUACACCAGACUCUCGUAUGAUGAGGAUGAUCUGGACAAGAUAGGGAGUGUAGCAAGAAAGCUACGCGCCCUGGAAGAAAAAAACAAGCGGGAGCUGGAAGAAGGCUAUACAAAGGUGAAAACCGAUAAGCCAAAGAAGGAUGACCAGAUGGGAGGGUCCAAGCCAAGAGCCACAUAUGACGGGUCUGUCCAUCAAAUAAGGGAUGAGAAGAAGGGAGAACAACCCAAGAGACCCUGGAUAGAAAAGUGGUGUACGUACCACCAAUCUGACUCCCAUAACACGGCGGAUUGCCAAAACGUCAAGGUUGUGCUCAAGGAGAUGGCCUUGAAGGGAGAACUUGGAGAAGGAUAUGCAACGGGACACAAGAAAGAUCCGAAAGCUAAUACCUGGACCCGUCCUCAGGAAAAGGAUCAAGGAAGGAGGAAAGGCAAGGACAACAACAAGCCGGAUAAAGAGUUCAUCAAGAUGAUUGUUAGCGGCCCGGAAGGAAGGGAUACAACCUCCCAGCGGAAGAACUGGGCCAGGAGUCUACAUGUAUCGGUGGUUUCCGUGGAAUCACAUGGGAAGCAGGCAAGGAGAGAGCCUAUCACUUUCACUGAUAGGGAUCUGCCCAGGACGGGAGGAGAUCAUAAUGACCCUUUGGUCAUUACGAUGGAUAUCAAUGGAGCUGAUGUGGCCAGGGUCCUAGUUGACACAGGAAGCAGUGUCAAUGUUUUGUACUUGGACGCUUUCAAGAAAUUGAAGCUGGACAGGUCCAUGUUGAGGCCAUUACAAACUCCACUGUCAAGCUUUACUGGAGCUAGCAUAGAAGCGGAAGGUCAGAUCACCUUACCGGUUACUUUGGGGUCGGGUAACAGGACAGUGACCAAACAAAUGAGAUUUCUUGUGGUCGAUAUCAAGUGUGUGCAUAAUGCCAUUCUGGGUAGGCCUAAAAUCAACCAGGUUAGGGCCAUCAUUUCUAUGGCACAUUUAUGCAUGAAGUUUUACACUUCCAAUGGAAUCGGGGAGGAAAGGGGUGAUCAAAAGAAUGCCCGGUCCUGUUAUCUAGAAGCGGUUAAGAAGAUGACCCGUCAGUUCGAACAAAUUGAACUAGUCUCCCAGCAUGUAGACAAGGGCGAGGAGAAGGCUAAGAUCGAGCCGGAUGCUAACACGGAGGAGAUCCAGGUUGAUGCUUCCAACCCUGAAAGGAAGGUCAGAAUUGGAGCGGAUCUUCAAGAAGAGUCAAGGACUGAGAUUGUCGAGGUGUUGACCAGGUAUAAAUCAUUAUUUGCCUGGAGUGUUGCUGAUAUGCCUGGGAUUAACCGGUCAGUCAUUUGCCAUCGUUUCUCUGUUCUUGAGGGGUCUAGGCCUGUAAGACAGAAGAAGAGAUUCUUGGCAAGUGAAAGGAGGGACUUUGUGAAAAAGGAGGUCAAGGACCUACUUGAGGAAGAAGAACCGGCAAGGGAGAUCACUGAGUCUUGGUGGUCCAUGUCGGUAGAUGGAGCCUCUGGACCGAAAGGUUACGAGGGAGGUAUAGUAUUCACAACUCCGGAAGGGUUCAAGGUAUAUCAUGCCUUGAUCUUUAGCUUCAAACUCACGAACAAUGAGGCGGAGUAUGAGGCGCUGAUAGGGGGUCUGAGAUUGGCCAAAACCCUACAAAUCACAUGCCUCAGGAUCAAGUCCGAUUCAAGCUUGGUGGUAGGCCAUAUCAAUGGCAAUAUGGAAGAUAAAGGAGAGAAGAUGCAGAGAUACAGAGACUUGGCAAGGGCAUUACUGAAGGAUCUGACUGAGUAUGUGAUAGAGCAAAUCCCGAGGGGGGAGAACACUGAUGCCGACUUACUAUCGAAAUUGACGCAAGAAGCCCCGGAACAUGUGUCUAAGCUGGCCAGGAUUGAGACGCUGGAGAAAGCCAGCAUUGAAGGGUUUUCUGUUAGCCUCAUAGAGGAGGAUGGACAGCCCAAUCCAGAUCAAGUGGAGCCAGAUGGUGUUUGGAUGGAUGAUUUGGUCAAGUACUACAUGACCGGGCAAUUCUCUGAAGAUGAGGACAGGGUGAGAAAAGUAAAAUUGAGGGUUCCAAGAUUCCAAAUGCUUGAUGGAAGGCUAUACAAAAGAGCAUUUGGCGGGCCGGUGCUGAGAUGCUUGACCAGGGCAGAAGCGGAAAGAGUGAUAGCCGAAGUUCAUGAGGGUGUGUGCGCAGCCCACCAAAUGUCCAGGACACUCGCACAAAGGAUCAUUUUGCUAGGUUAUUCCUGGCCUACAAUGAACCAAGAUUGCGAGAAGUAUGUCCAAAGGUGCAAGACCUGCCAGGUGUUCUACAAGUUUCCGGAAAUGCCUGCGACAUACUACCACCCAGUUUCCAAUGUUAUUCCGUUCUCAAGGUUUGGGAUGGACAUCAUUGGAGCUUUCCCUCAAGCUCAAGGAAGAAAGAAGUACGUAAUGGUUCCGAUUGACUACUUCACAAAAUGGGUAGAGGCAGAGGCAUACGCAACCAUUACGACCAAGCAAUGCCAGCGCUUCGUCUGGAAGAAUAUCAUCACACGGUUCGGGUCUCCACGAAACAUUGUGACAGAUAACGGGCCUCAAUUUCGAUAUCCAGGGUUCAGAAAAUACUUGGAGGACUUCGGGAUUACUCACAACAAGGCUUCCGUGGCCUACCCGCAAGGGAAUGGCCAGGUGGAAAAUGCGAACCGCACUAUAGUCGAUGGUAUCAAGAAGCGGUUGGGUGAAGCUGGAACAAAUUGGUUAGAAGAGUUGCCACAUAUCAUCUGGGCAUACCGGGUCACUUCGAGAAGGGCCACAGGGGAGACACCCUUCAUCCUUACAUAUGGGUGUGAGGCUAGACUACCCAUCGAAGCUAAAAUAAUGACCUUCGAGGAGAAAAUCUAUGAAGAGAAAGGGAAUGAAAAGAACCAUUUGGCAGAGUUGAACUUGCUGGAGGAAAGGCGGAUGGUCAUCAAGGCUAAAAUGAUAGAGUAUCAGCAAGCAGCCAAAGCCUAUCAUAAUAAUAGGGUAGGGCCUCGAUACUUCCAAGUAGGUGACGAGGUCUUGAGACGAAUGGAGGCCAGCAAACCAGGAGACGGGGGAAAGCUGACAAAGAAAUGGGAAGGUCCGUAUAGGGUCACGACAAUAUUACGCCCUGGGACAUACAAGUUGGAAACAAUGGAAGGUCGGGAGUUAGAAAGGUGCUGGAAUUCCCACCACCUUAGGAAAUUCUACCGAUAGGCCAAAAUUGGCAGGGCAUGUACUUGUAAUGCUUUUUCGAUGAUGAAUAAAAGCUUUUUUCAAUACUUGUAGGGCUGGGUCAGUAGUACUAAAAUAACAUGUCUUGAUGUAAGAGGCAAGGUCACAAAAAAAAGAGAUAGACCCUUGAGAUAGGGGCCUUGAUGUUGAGGUAUAGUCUUGAGAUAGGCUGGGUCUGGAAGAGGACUCGCGUCCAUACUUGCAUGGAUCCCUACCAAAUUUUCGUUUGGAAAGGGGCAAAAAGAUGCCAAAAUAAAAACUGUUUACCGUC
Molecule: messenger RNA, 5996 nt
Organism: Cuscuta campestris
Lineage: Eukaryota; Viridiplantae; Streptophyta; Magnoliopsida; Solanales; Convolvulaceae
Source: the annotation of a GenBank genome assembly